CCCGACCAUGGCAAUAUUGGCAAUAUGGCAUUCGAUCGGAUCGCGAUACGGACGGGACGCGCGAAUCGUCCGCUGCUCCUGCUGUCCUGAAAUUAACGAUGACGCGCGGCUACGUCUACGCGGUGAUGAAAUAGCGAACGUCGUCUACGCGGUGAGGAGACACGUCGGUGGCAGUGAAACCCGGACGCGAGGAUGCCGAUGUCGGCGGGUCGACGCGGUGACUAGAUCCGCCGAGAUGGAGUAGACUUUGCGUACGCGUGAAAACGUAAAUACACCCGUGACGAAGCACCCGUCUCGAGAACAUCAAGGUCGGUGCGCGGUCUCUUCCUCGUCGCCGAGUCGAGAGGUAAGAGGAGGCGCCUGACACCGUCGUCGAUUACCCGACGAAUCUCGGCAAGCAGAGCAAGAAAUAAAAAUGGAGGAGAAACACGGCAGUAGAGAUGCGCUAGAGGAGGACCUGGUAGACACUGAAAACAUAAUAAUUAACGAAGUGGAUGGCCUACCAAACCUGCAUCCAAACUACGGACAGCUAGAACUCAAAUUCAAGAGAGAAAGAGACGACUCAAAUAUUAGAUCGAUCGACGAGUUGGUUAACGACGAGGAUCUACCGACUUCUGUAAUCGUUACAAACGUAGACCCUCGAGUUUUUAGGUGCGACGAUCUGAAGUCGGCCAUAGAGAAUCUUUUCAAACAGUUUGGAGAGGAUGCUACGUUUCAAUACUUUAGAUCUUUCAGAAGAAUGAGGGUAAACUACGAUUCUCCCGGUGCUGCAGCAAACGCGAGGAUACAGCUGCAUCAAUCGCAUUUUGGAGAAACCGAUAUUAAUUGUUACUUUGCGCAACCAGUGACGCCUAUAGACAUGGAGGAUCAGCAUCUUCAACCGCCCGCGCUUACCAAACAGUUCCUCAUAUCUCCUCCUGCUUCUCCGCCGGUCGGUUGGCAUCCACGUGAGGAAGGAGAGCCGCUCGUUAAUUACGAUCUGUUAGCCGCUAUAGCCAAUUUGUCCGCAGGCGGGACACACGAGAUACAUCCAGGAGGGUCGGGGCAGCCGGGCAUAGUUGUGCACGUUUGCGAGAACGCGAAUCCGACGAAAAGUACGACUCGCAUUCAACACACGCGAUGUCCCGAACAGUAAUUCGCUCUCUUUAAUUCCCGCGUCUCGGAUUUCUCACACGAUACGUUUUUAUGCCCUGUUAAAAAGCCAGAUACGAAUUGGCAAAAGGGCACUCUAGCGAGUGACUUCAAAUUAGUGUUAAAUUGGAGUUGCAAUUCAAAACUGAUUGCGCGGCUAAUAUCCAAUUGACGAAAGUAAUAUGUUGCGAAAAAAUUACAGCUCGAUAUACGGUACUGAUAACGACGCGAUGUCUGGUAUUUAGCAAGCUUCCCGCGGAUAGCAGUGAUCUAUAAAUACUAACAAUCUAUAUAUAAAUAUCCGUUGUUAUAUACCGAUCAAGAUAUAACAUUUAUUUGCGUUUAUCCAUUGAGAAUUCGUGAAGGGUAUGGUUGCGCUCCAUUUCUUAAAAUCUACAUGGUUCAUGUUUGGCCUAUAUUGUUUCUACGUUUCACUCAGUGUUAAUAAUUGCAUAUCGUGAGGAAUUACGUCCGAUCUUAUUAAGCUAACGAUUGAUGCGUCGACGACAAAAAUCGUUGGAAAUGUAUUAAGAGAUUUUGCAAUUCUACCUCUCAUUGUCAAUGUGUUACUUGUAUUCUUAAACAGCACGUAAUGCAUAACAAUCUUGUU
Molecule: messenger RNA, 1741 nt
Organism: Temnothorax curvispinosus
Lineage: Eukaryota; Metazoa; Arthropoda; Insecta; Hymenoptera; Formicidae
Product: protein sarah-like
Exons: 5
Coding region: 416-1135 (239 amino acids)
Biological process (GO): calcium-mediated signaling
Cellular component (GO): nucleus; cytoplasm
Molecular function (GO): nucleic acid binding; calcium-dependent protein serine/threonine phosphatase regulator activity
Source: RefSeq, a predicted model, not a curated record